UUACGCAUCCGUCGGGCAAUUUGACACUGCGCUGACGCAUUGUGCGUGCAGAGCGACCGACAGAGUCAGUUCAUCGCGUUGGCUGCGUUUCCUGUCUUCGUCAUAUCCACCAGGACCCGCUCGUGCCAUCGUCCAGCCCCGCUAUUUCCCCUCGGUCUCCUUCCCCCGCUGCCAUGCCCGCCGAAACGACCGCGUCUCCUCUCGGAAGAGUCCCACAGGAGGUCCUCGAGCACAUCGCCUUCUUCGCCGCCACCGACGGCUUCCUGGGCCCCCCCGCCGGCCUCGUCCCUCUCCUCUCCCUAAAUAGGGCAAUGCACGACGCCCUCUCGUUCCAAAACAACCCGCACCUGUACGCCCGGGUUUUCGCCGGAAAGUACGACGAGGACGCCGCCGUCCGUCGUCUGGGCGCCGCCCAGCUCCCCGCCACCGCGCUCGCGGAGGAGCUCCAGAGACGCAGCCUCGUCCUCAAGCGAAUACGCGCCCGCUACGACAGCAAGGUCCCGUCCAGCGACAAGCACCUCGGCCGCGUCAUGUGGACCGCGUACCUCAUGGUGCUCGAGAACGACGGCAAGAACGAGCGGCAGCUCCUCGAGUAUGCGCGCGCGAACGAGUGGCUCAAAGAGUAUCUCUUCGACGCCCGCGGUGCCUCGCAGUUCUUCGAGACGAUAACGGCGUCCGAUAAAUGGAUUGCCAACUCGGAACUGAUGUCCCUGGCCUUGUGGCUCUUCUGGUACCUAUUGCAGCCGGAGGAUUACCUGAACAAUGACGCGCCCUCUCGCGACGCGUCGGGUAUACUGAAGGUGAUAGCCCUCGGUGCUCACAAGUACCCUUCGUGCUACCCAGACUGGGUAGACUUUGUCCCUCGCGGCCCGAAUACCGCGCCCACGACAAUCAGACACUUUUCCUCCGAGUUCAGGCUGGUCGCGCCCGCCCCGGCCCCGGCAGCGAUCCUCGCGUAUCUGACGUUGGCAAACAAGUCGGGGGUGUCGUGGGACAGUAUCAGCUACUCGAAGCCCAUCUUCCCGCCUCUCGACGUCGACCGUACGGCGCGCACCAGUGCCGAGCGCGACUGCGAGUGGGCGCGCCUGCGCAACCUCGCCGAGCCCAAGAUCUUCCUGCGGCCGACCAUGUCGGGGGCCUUCACCCCGGGGAGCCUCGAGGGCGUGUGGGAGGGGGUCUUCACUUACACCGAGUUCACGUCGUACGCCGCGCUGCUGUCGGGCGCGCCGCCGAGCGUGCUGCAGAGGAGCCUCGUCGCGCAGCACUCGCAGACGAUCAAGGUGCGCGAGUGGCACUUUGUCGCGCCCGCUGCCGACCACGACAACGACCACGACCACGACGCGGACGCGGACGCGCCGAUGCUGCUGCUGCACGGCGACCACGAGCAGCGCCCGCUCGGUCCCGGGAACCCCUCGCGCGGGUACGUGCCCGACGGGAUCGAGAUCCACGAGGGCUCGGACCGGCUCGAGCUCGUGCUGCCCGGGCACAAGCGGCCGGUCGUGUACCACGCGUGGGCGAGCGUGCGGAAGCAGGGCCUGCAGGCGCGCGUGCAGGACGUGUUUCUUACGGGAGAGGGCCACUCGGCGUGGGGCCAGUUCAACCUCGUCGGCCGCGUGCGGCCGAGCGACGGGUACAUCAGCCUGUCGAAGGAAUACAUGCAGACCGAUGGCGACCGUGGCAAGUGGCUCUACCGCGCGUACAUGGUCGGCAACGCGAACGGAAACCUCGCAGGGCGCUGGCGCGACACGCUCAGUCCUGCGCACAUCCAGGGGUACGAGGGGACGUGGGUGGCCAGUCGGCGCAGGUAGACCGUGUGGACUGCAGGCGGACGCAGGCCGAUGCUCCCGCAUUGUAUUGGACGCGCCGCGGCGGAGCGGAAGUGGGAAGAUGGUGCAUGACGGGGACUGGUCAAAUUUGCUUUACUUGCAUCCAUGGUGUCACAUUAGCUGGGGUCUUGGUCGUUCUCUCAAUUUCUCAAUUAUCCUGCCACAGGAUCCUGGCGGACGGUCGCGAUCGUGUUCAUGCCUGGCUUUAGAGUCUGGCGUUCUCGCGCGAUUCGUUUAAUGAACGUGCUGCAAGCCGUCUACCCGACCCGUUCCUAUCAUUCUCAACGCGGAAGUGACACACGCUUGUAGGCAAUGCGACAAGACGCCUCCC
Messenger RNA from Phanerochaete carnosa HHB-10118-sp, 2157 nucleotides. RefSeq lists its product as uncharacterized. The record is from RefSeq and is a predicted model, not a curated record. The transcript is spliced from 7 exons. The coding region runs from base 174 to 1808 and encodes 544 amino acids. Lineage: Eukaryota; Fungi; Basidiomycota; Agaricomycetes; Polyporales; Phanerochaetaceae.